UUCGUUAACAAAAAAACAGAGUUCACUGAGAAAAAAAAAGCGCCACUCGCUGCGACUAUGGCAACGAGAACAACGCUGCUGAAGCUGAAGCAAAACCUGAACCUUCCGCUGCGUUUCCUCCGCAAACCCGCUCCGCUCCUGACCCGACCCGUUGCCCCGUUCGCCCGACCCGAAUCCCCCUCGCUCCCCCGCUUCACACCCUCCACGCUUGCUCGCCAAAUGGCCACUGCGAGGUCGCCACGUGGCGCUUCUAGAAGAAACGAGGAAGACGACAACGAAGACGUGGAGGAGGAGUUUGAUUUUGACGAUGAUGACAUGGAUAUGGACAUGGACGGCUCUGGGUUCGACGAUUCCGAUGAAAGUGACACCGUUGAUUUCGAGGGUGAGGAAGAAGAUAAGCCCAAGGGAAAGAAGGGUUACUCCAAGGAUUGGUGAUCUUUUUUUAUUUUAGUUUGGUUUUAAUGUUAUGAAUUAAGGGUUAUCUUUGCUGUGUUAGUGAAAGUUGGGAUAUGAAUUUUACUAUUUUAGUGUUGAAUUUUGCUUCAAUUUUGUGUUUUUCAUUAGAUCCUUGCGAAAUUUACCCUUA
Molecule: messenger RNA, 586 nt
Organism: Cajanus cajan (pigeon pea)
Lineage: Eukaryota; Viridiplantae; Streptophyta; Magnoliopsida; Fabales; Fabaceae
Source: RefSeq, a predicted model, not a curated record